AUGAUUUUCCGCAAGGCGCCGUACGCAGACUCCAACCUCGAAGAAAACCAGGAUGCGCUCACACACAACGCAGUGCUUACCCGAAACGACAAGGGCUCGCUGAUCAACGUCGCGGCGGGCGGCUCGCCUGAUCGUGGCGAAGGCUGGAAGGGGACCAGCCCUCAAGGAACGGAGUGGGCGGAGGGCGCCACGGACGCCAUGCUCGGCCUGAAGUUUCAAACCCUCAAGGCGGCGGCCGACUACCGCAUGAGGAACAUCGCGGGCAAAACGAUGGUGCUGCACCUCAUCGAGGAGGACAUCUACCUUGACGUGGAGUGGCUUGAGUGGACCGCUGAUGACGGCCGCUUCAGCUACCGACACGCUGUGGCUGGCGCAUAA
Messenger RNA from Emiliania huxleyi CCMP1516, 378 nucleotides. RefSeq lists its product as hypothetical. NCBI's taxonomy places the organism in Eukaryota, Haptophyta, Isochrysidales, Noelaerhabdaceae. Bases 1 to 378 code for a protein of 125 amino acids. The record is from RefSeq and is a predicted model, not a curated record. The transcript has 2 exons.